Messenger RNA from Lotus japonicus, 2065 nucleotides. Its product is annotated as polygalacturonase-like. Gene Ontology annotation, molecular function: polygalacturonase activity. The coding region runs from base 657 to 1862 and encodes 401 amino acids. The record is from RefSeq and is a predicted model, not a curated record. NCBI's taxonomy places the organism in Eukaryota, Viridiplantae, Streptophyta, Magnoliopsida, Fabales, Fabaceae. Gene Ontology annotation, biological process: carbohydrate metabolic process. The transcript has 4 exons.
CAACGGGUUUGGGAGGCCUAUACUCACCACAAAAGUUAGCUCAAGAGUUGAGGUUUGCACAACCCUUAUAAAGGCUAUCUAUGCUCUAUCUCUAGCCAAUGUGAGACUUCUAACACAUCUCUUUUAAUUAUAUCAGUUACAAAUUUAUAUUAUCUCAAGAUGUAAGAAUUAUUUAUUAAUAUUUGUUGGCUUCAGUUCAAUCAAAUUAUGAUUUUUUGUUUUAAUAUAUAUGAAUUAAUUCAUGAUUCAGACCAAGGUGCGCAUAUAUAGAAAACAAAAGUAAUGCAAUUGUAAUUGUCAAGACAUGGUACCGUUCGAACAGUAAUGAUAUAUACACACCUCAUUUUUUAAACACUCUAUUUUCACCUCUUUUUAUUUCUAUCUCUCUCCUCUUAACAUCUAUCACAUCUCAUACUUUCUUUCUCUUACUUUUUCUUUUCUUCCUAUCUCUCUUUUCCUUCCACCUCUUUCCACCUCUCAAAGAGGUGUGUACAUAACAUAAUUCACCGUUCGAACAUGGACACUGCACAAGACCCAAAUCCAUAUAUAUAAAUACCAUCACUAACAGUUCCAAGUCCCACGACAUCAACUUCUUCAUCAUCCAGCUUCAUACUCUAAAUAUAAAAAUCUCCCAAAUCUCAUCUUCAAUAACUAAAAUGAGAAACGCCAAACCAAAAUUGAGUCCCUUUGUUUCUAUUCUCAUUCUCAUGAUCUUAUGCUGUUGGGAAAAUUCUACCAAAGUCAACGCAGCUACGACGUACAAUGUGGUCAGCUUCGGAGCCAAAUCAGAUGGCCAAACCGAUUCCACAAAGGCAUUCCUCAGUGCAUGGUCUAAAGCAUGUUCCUCACCCAAUCCUGCAACUAUUAACGUGCCACCAGGGCGGUUCGUCGUCGGAAGUGUAAACUUCCGAGGGAAAUGUAACAACACGGCUAUCUCCAUAACUAUUAAUGGCACCUUAGUGGCUCCCUCUGAUUAUCGCGUCACCGGAAUCACCGGCCACUGGUUGUUGUUCAACAAUGUUGAGGGGGUUUCCAUCCAAGGCGGGGUGCUUGAUGGCCAAGGCAAGUCCUUGUGGGAUUGCAAAAACUUAGGCAAUAGAGAUUGUGGGCCAUUUGGAGCCAAGACGCUGGAGUUCAAAAACUCCAAGAACAUUGUGGUUGCUGGGUUAACCUCCAUCAAUAGUCAAGUAAUCCACAUAUUUUUCACCGGAUGCCAAAACGUAAAAGCGCAAAGCUUAAAUGUGAUGGCAGCAGGAAACAGUCAAAACACCGACGGCAUCCAUGUCGACAAGUCGUCCAACGUGACCAUUGUCGACUCCAAAAUUCACACCGGCGAUGACUGCAUCUCUAACGGACCUGGCACCAUUAAUUUGUGGAUCCAAAACAUUACAUGUGGACCAGGCCAUGGAAUAAGCAUUGGAAGCUUAGGAUGGGAGCAAAACGAACUAGGCGUGCAAAAUGUGACAGUUAAGGCAGUUAAAUUUACAGGGACUCAAAAUGGUGUUAGAAUAAAGUCUUGGGGAAGACCUAGCAAUGGAUUUGUGAAAAAUGUCCUUUUCCAAGAUGCAACCAUGGUCAAUGUCCAAAACCCCAUUAUUAUUGACCAAAAUUAUUGUCCAAGUAAGAAGAACUGCCCUGGCCAGGCCUCUGGAAUCAAAAUCAGUGAUGUCACAUACCAACACAUUCGUGGAACAUCUGCAACCCAGGUUGGAAUAAUGUUUGACUGCAGUUCUAUGUAUCCAUGCAGUGGGAUAAAGUUGGAGGAUGUAAAGCUCACUUACAAGAACCAAGAUGCCCAAGCUUCGUGUAACCAUGCCCAUGUAUCCGCUCUUGGUUCAGUUCAACUAAAGAAGUGCUUGUAAAGAAAACUAGUGUGUGUAUGUGAACUCAUGCAUCGAUAAAUAAUUCAUAAGAAUAGAAUGUUAAAUUUGUAAAUGAACAUAUAAAAAAAGGUGCUUGCUAGGAUACUUCAACACUUAGUUGGGGUAUGAUACAAGAUGUGACGUGAACCAAUAAUAUUUAAGUGGAUGUUUCUUCUUUUUACCAUAUAUGUUUUAAAAUGAAU